Plasmodium falciparum 3D7 is the source of this 3567-nucleotide messenger RNA. RefSeq lists its product as uncharacterized. The record is from RefSeq and is a predicted model, not a curated record. Lineage: Eukaryota; Apicomplexa; Aconoidasida; Haemosporida; Plasmodiidae.
AUGAAUAAAGGUUUAUCGAAAAUAUUAGAAUUAGGUUUUUUUGUAGGUAGUUUUUUUUUCAUAUGGUAUAUUACUGGUGAAAAGAUAUUUAAAAGAAAAAAAAAGAUUGUUAAAGAGAACAUUUUAUUAAUUUUAAGAAAUUUAUGUUAUGAAAUUUAUACAGUAUUAUGUGAGACAUCAAAAACUACAAAACAUGUUUAUGACAUGUUAAAAAAUGAAUCUAAUACUACCAUAGAAUUAAGUAGACUAGAAGAAGUAUUACUAAAUAAUGGUUACAAAAAAAAAAUUGAAGAUGUAGAAAAAAAUGUAUUAAAAAGAUUUAAUGUAAGUGUAGAAGAUUUUUAUGAAGAAUUAAAAAAUUAUGAAAAAGAUCCAGAUGUACAAAAAUAUUUAAAUUCAAUAAAAAAAAUGUAUAAUGAAGCCCUUCUAGGGUUACAACCAAAAUUACCUUCCAUUGAUGAAAAAAUUUCUGAAGAUGUUAUUAUUAAUUUAACUAGUCUUAUUUAUAAAGAAAAAAGGAAAAUAUAUAAAACAAAAAUAGAUUCUAUGUUAAAAAAUAAUGAAAUUAUUGAUAUCCAAAAUACCUUGUCUAAUGCUCAAUUUUUUGAAAACCUACAUAAAUCUACACAACAUGUAGAAGAACAAAUCAUUAAAGAAAAUAAUAACUUAGUACCAAAUCUUUUUACCUUUAAAUAUUUAGUUAGCUAUUAUUCUAAUGAUCCUAAUUUUUUGCAAAAAAAAAAAUAUCUAGAAUCCAAACAUGGAGAAAAAAUGAUAAAAAUAUUGAAAAUUAAAACAAGCAAAAAGAAGAAAAAAAGAGCACAUAAAGAAGAUCGUCAAAGUAGUAAUAGUAGUGUUAGCUUUAAAAGCACACCCAGCCUUGAUGUAUACAAUGUUCCACAUCUUGGUACUCUUGAAAAAGAGGAAGAUCACUACUCUCAGCAAUCUAAAGAAAUGGAACACAUGGACAAAGAUAGCCAUGUAGAUUUCAUUCCACAUAAUGUAGAUGCAAAUCUAGAUAAACGGGAUGAACAAAUUGAAUACAUCAGUGAAAGUGGUGACAUGCAACCAGAAAAGGAAUACUACGAAGGGGAGCAUAUUACUAUUAGAUAUGAAGAAGAAGAAGAUAUUAGUGAAAUAUAUGAAGAAGAUCGUGCAAGUCGUAUAUAUGAAGAAGAUCGUGCAAGUGGUAUAUAUGAAGAAGAGCAUGCAAGUGGUAUAUAUGAAGAAGAUCAUGAAGAAAGAUAUAGGACGAGCCAAGUAUCUGAACGUUCAAUUAAAAAAAGUGUAACAAGUCAACAAGAUGAUAUUAUUCAUAGUCAUGAAGAGGAUAAUUAUGUUAGUGACAGAGAAGUUAUACAUGAUGAUAGUUUUGUAGGAGACAAAGAUCAAAUUUUUGAUGAUAAUUAUGUAAGUGAACGGGAAGAAAUUAAACAGGAUGAUGAUUAUAUAAGUGAACGGGAAGAAAUUAAACAGGAUGAUGAUUAUAUAAGUGAACGGGAGGAAAUUAAACAGGAUGAUGAUUAUAUAAGUGAAAGGGAGGAAUUUAAACAAGAUGAAAGUUUUGUAGGAGACAAAGAUCAAAUUUUUGAAGAUGAUAAUUAUGUAAGUGAAAGGGAGGAAAUUAAGCAGGAUGAUGAUUAUAUAAGUGAACGGGAGGAAAUUAAACAAGAUGAUGAUUAUGUAAAUGAAAGGGAAGAAAUUAAACAAGAUGAUGAUUAUGUAAGUGAAAGGGAAGAAAUUAAACAAGAUGAAAGUUUUGUAGGAGACAAAGAUCAAAUUUUUGAAGAUGAUAAUUAUGUAAGUGAAAGGGAGGAAUCUAAACAAGAUGAAAGUUUUGUAGGAGACAAAGAUCAAGUUUUUGAUGAUGAUUAUGUAAGUGAACGGGAGGAAAUUAAACAAGAUGAUGAUUAUGUAAGUGAAAGGGAAGAAAUUAAACAAGAUGAAAGUUUUGUAGGAGACAAAGAUCAAAUUUUUGAAGAUGAUAAUUAUGUAAGUGAAAGGGAGGAAUUUAAACAAGAUGAAAGUUUUGUAGGAGACAAAGAUCAAAAUUUUGAUGAUGAUUAUGUAAGUGAAAGGGAAGAUAUUAAACAAGAUGAUGAUUAUAUAAGUGAACGGGAUGAAAUUAAACAAGAUGAUAGUUUUGCAGGAGACAAAGAUCAAAAUUUUGAAGAUGAUAAUUAUGUAAGUGAAAAGGAGGAAAUUAUAUACGAUAAUAAUAAUAUAAGUGACAGAGAGCAAGUUAUACAAGAUGAUAAUUAUGUAAGUGACAAAGAAGAAAUUAUAUACGAUAAUAAUAAUAAUAAUAAUAUAAGUGAUAGUGAAGUAGAUAAAGAAAAUAAUAAUUAUGUUUAUGAAAAUGAUGAAAUUAUUAAAGAUAACAAAAGUAUGAACGAAAAAGACUCAAGUAUUCAUUAUGAUGAAGAAGGAACAGUUAAAAAUAAAGAUAUUAUUGAAAAUGUGAAGGAGGAAAAUAGUGAUAUACAAAUGUUAGAAAAUGAUAUAAUUAAUAAUAUAAACAAUGAAAUAAUAGAUAAUAAUGAAAAUGAAAUAAUUAAUAAUCAAAGUAAAGUAGAAAAUAAUACAAGUAUGACAGAAUAUGAAGAUGUUAUAGAUAUGGAUUACAAAUCUCCAGAAAAUUUAUUUAUGUUUGAUCAAGAAUACAAUAUUAAUGAAGAUCAUAAAGGAGAAAUUAAUAAUAAUGAUAAUGAUAACAGUAAAAGUGUGUCUGGAAUGGGUGAACGAGAAGUUAGUAAUGAAGAAAAUAGGGAAGAUGAAAUGAUAAGAAAUGAAGAAGUAGAUUAUAUAAAAGAUGAUGAUGAACAUAAUACAGACGAUAUAAAAGAAGAUGAUGAACAUAAUGCAGACGAUAUAAAAGAAGAUGAUGAACAUAAUGUAGACGAUAUAAAAGAAGAUGAUGAAAAUAAUGCAGAUGAUAUAAAAGAAGAUGAUGAACAUAAUGCAGACGAUAUAAAAGAAGAUGAUGAACACAAUACAGACGAUAUAAAAGAAGAUGAUGAACAUAAUACAGACGAUAUAAAAGAAGAUGAUGAACAUAAUGCAGACGAUAUAAAAGAGGAUGAUGAAAAUAAUGCAGAUGAUAUAAAAGAAGAUGAUGAACACAAUACAGACGAUAUAAAAGAAGAUGAUGAACAUAAUACAGACGAUAUAAAAGAAGAUGAUGAACACAAUGCAGAUGAUAUAAAAGAUGAUGAACACAAUACAGACGAUAUAAAAGAUGAUGAACACAAUACAGACGAUAUAAAAGAUGAUGAACAUAAUGCAGAUGAUAUAAAAGAUGAAGAUAAUGAUCAAGUAGAAGACAAUCAAGAAUUAAAUGAAAAUUUAGAAGGUUCAGAUGUACCGAAGGAUGAUGAAGCUUUGAAUAUUGAGGAUACAUCUGAAGAACAAAAAGAGACAGAUGAUAAGAUAGAAUCUGGUUCUGUACGUGAUAAAAAGAAUGAAGGUUCAACUGAGAAAAAAAUUGAAACCAAAAAAGGUGGUUUACUUAUGGGUAUUAUGAAGAGAAAAAGAUUUAUGUCAAGAGAUCCAAAAAAGAAGUCAUAA